GCGGACGGAGCCGACCGCUGAGAUGGCUCAGGCGAAUAUCUCGGUGACGGAGAGCCAGUUCAGGUGUCCCAUCUGCCUGGACAUCUUGAAGGACCCGGUGUCUAUCCCCUGCGGACACACCUACUGCAUGGCAUGCAUCAACAGCUACUGGGACCGGGUGGACUCGGGUCAGUUCAGCUGCCCUCAGUGCCGGGACACGUUCAGCCCUCGGCCGGUGCUGCGGAGGAACACUGUGCUCGCCGAGGUUCUCGGCAAACUCAAGCUGAAUGAGAUUGACACCGCGCCGGAGGUCUACCUGGGGGGAGUCGGGGAAGUUCCCUGCGACUUCUGCACGGCGGAGAGUAAACUGAGGGCGGACAAGUCGUGCCUGGUGUGCCUGGCGUCUUUCUGCAAGCUUCACGUCCUGCCGCACCGUGAGGUCGGUACUUUGCGACGCCACAAGUUGGUGCCAGCGGUAGAAUGUGUGGCGGAGAAGCUGUGCGCUCAGCACCGCCUGGGGCUGGAGCCCGAGGGGAGCGGCUCCGAGGCAGGGGCUGCGGUGGAGUGGAGCGGGUACUGCCUGCUGUGCCAGGCCGACCAGGAGGAAGCGCCCAGUGUGGAAGCGCAGAGAGCUAGAAGACAGCUCCAGCUCCAGGAGUCUCAGAGGAUGGUCCAGGGGAGGAUACGGACCGGAGAGAGAGAGCUGCAGGAGUUUCAGCAGAACUUGGAGUCUCUCAAGGUGACAAAAACACAAACACACCCACUCCAGCUCCAGGAGUCUCAGAGGAUGGUCCAGGGGAGGAUACGGACCGGAGAGAGAGAGCUGCAGGAGUUUCAGCAGAACUUGGAGUCUCUCAAGGCCACCCAGCUGCUCUGCAUGCCUUUCGCCACUGGUCGGCACUCCGGCACCCUCAGCCUGCCCACGGAGGCCUUCAGUGGUGCCAGGAGAGCACUGGGCCACCUCCGUAGCCACAUAGAGGAGGUCUGCCGGGAGGAGGUCGACAAGAUCACCCCCGCAGUUAAUGAUAACUACAAAUCUGGUGGAGAGCAUGUAAAAAGUGGCCGAAUUCACAGUGCGGUGAACUCCAAACCUCAGCAAAUGCAACUGUCUACAGGGCAACAUGCAACCAGGGCAGCACCAGUGUCGUUCCCGCUGUCCUCUCUGUCUCUGCAGGCGCCUGAUCAGAGGAUGAGGGCAGCUUUCCUCAGGUUUUCGUGCCAUCUGACCUUUGACCCCGAGACAGCUCAUCCUACCUUGGUUCUCCUGGAGGGGCCCCAGGGUGCUCAUUGUGGCGAGGAGCCACAGCCCUACCAGCCUCAUCCACAGCGCUUUGACUCAGUGGCGCAAGUCCUGUGCAGGGAGGGCCAGUUUGGCGGUGCCAGCUACUGGGAGGUGGAGUGGAGAGGAGGUGGGUGGAUUGACAUAGGCGUCACCUACCGUGGGAUCGGGCGCAAAGGUGGCGGGAAGCCCUGCCUGCUUGGGCGCAACGAGCACUCUUGGCGGCUGAGGUGUAGUCAUGCUGGAUAUGCUGCAUGGCACGAUAACCGCAAGACCACGGUCGCUGCACCGCCCUCCCCCAGGAUCGGCGUGUUUCUGGAGCGCCAGAAAGGAGCUUUGUCCUUUUACAGCAUCUCGGACUCCAUGGUGCUCCUGCACACUUUCCAUUGUUCGUUCUCUCAGCCGCUAUACCCCGCCUUCCGUUUGGAUCUGGACUCAACUCUUGUCAUCUGCCCUCAUGAGGGAAGCUAACUAUGCCCCCAUGUUUUCCCAGGACGUGUCAUUUAUCUUCUGGAGGAAAAGGCUGUUCGCUCUGCCAUUCGAUAUAAUGAGUGAGUGGUGGGGAAAUGGCACUUUUCUGUGUAAUUCUCUUUGACUGUAAUAUUCUCUUUGAUAACUGCCAGGUUGAGCGGCAGAAUUGCAUAUUUUUUUUAACAGCAUGCAUGUUUUUUACAGUGUACUUUAUGUCGUAUCUUUAUUACAUUAAAGCCCAUGUGUCAUCAUUUAAACCAGAUACACACAGGUUAAUAAAUUUACACAUAUACAUAUAUAUAAACUGAUGUGUUCAGCAAAUUGAAAAUAUACCCUCAAGUUGGAUUUUAUGCUAGCUUUGAAAUACUGCAAAAGUUGUGUACUUGGUUCCCACGGCUAAUUAGCUAACUGGUAACAGGCCAUAGACCAUGGGUUCAUCACAUUGUGAAAGACUGUUUGAGCAAAUAUUUAAACAAGAAAACAGUUUCUCAGAAAUGGGAAAGAAUUUCUGGUCCAUAAUAAGCCAUUAUCAUGGGUGAUUUCCACAUCUGUAAAAGCGCCAUUAUUGUUGGCUGAUACAUGCAAGUUUGGGGGCAACACAUGCUUUCAAAGCCAGUAUUUUCAGGGAAGUCUGUGCUUAUUUAAAGUUACAGUAAGUGGGUUUUUAAUGUUAUUUAUUAGAAAAAUAGUGUACUCAAAAAUAUACAUAGAUCAGUCAGUAAUUAUGCCAUCCAACAAAUUGAUGCAUUCUUAUACAUACAUACAUAAUGCCAGCUAACAGCAGCUAACAACGGUAAAAACAGCGGUGCUUAUCAGCAGCUCACCGAGGUUAGCUUCACUGACUUAUCGGCUCGAAUCGUAGUCCCUUCACAAAAUUUUACAGCAUGUACCAGAGUAAACAACAUAUUGAUAGCUAAAUGUCGAACGGCUGUGGUCAGAGGUGAUUCGUGUGUCCAAAAAAAGUACUGCAAAACUGCAGAACAAAUAUUUAUUGUUUAAUUCCCGAUUUAUUGCUAAGUGAAAAGUGUUUGUCCACCAGCAGGCACCGUAGCUGGAAUUGUUACAAUUGAAUUGAGAUGAGUGAGUAAUCAGAGCUCAGUUGACUGCAAUUUACUGACAUCUGGUGGUGAGAUUUUACACACUCUACCUUUAAGUAAAACACUGCCAGACCACAUGAGUACUGUUGAACAAUUUCUUUUUACUUUUAAUUACAAAAAAUUAUUAGUUUUAACAGGAAUGUUUACUUUGUUUUAAAUUUAAUUUAAAUAUGUGGUUAAAAUAACUUCUACAGUGUGCUGACCUUGUUGUAAUAUCGGGUGGUAUUUGUGUUCCAGUAAGACAUGGAUGAGUUACUAUGAGUUAACAUACAAUUAUAAAUAUGCUCAUAUUUUGUAAUAUUUUUGAACAUUUUUUGUGUUUUUGCCUCUGUGACAGAUGUUUACUGGGAAAAAGCCAUAUUCACAGAUUUACUGAGCAAUGGAGUAUAAAAAGAAGAACCACACACUUCAGCGUGUUUGUAGAAAUCGUUUGACUGGAAACAUGUGCGACAGUGUUUCCCACAGAUUCUAAAUCAGCAACAAAGAAAUAUUCAUUGGUUUCUCCUCCCUUUGUGUUUGAUGUUAUUUUCAUUGGGUUGUACAUUUAUAGGAGUCAAAGGUUAUUUUUUUCCAUUAUCAGUUAUACUAAUGUGACGUGGGAAACCUCUGGGCAUUUUUUAAAUUAAACCUGCAGAAGUGACCUCAGCUUCAGAUAAAUUAAACGUUAUUUUGUCAAGUCAUUUUCUUUGGGUAAUGUUUUUCAUGUUUUUUCAUGUAAGAGUCUAUACAUGUUGCAUUGCAUUAAUCUUAAAUUAAAUGAAGGAAUAGUUUAAUAUGUUAAAAAAAAUGCUUACAGAAUUCUGUUGGGAAAAGUUGUAGCACUAUAAAUAUGGAUGUACAAUUUCUUAAGGUACUCAACGGGCAGGUUGUCCCACUUCUUGUUUGUUUAGCCUGAGUUCUGUCUUAUCAUCCUUGAAUGAUUCUGUUAUGUUGACAUUAAGACUCUGUGGAAAUCAUACUGGCUGUUUAUCUUGCUGCUGGAGACAUCUCUUUAUGACUUUUGUCAAAUAUUUAGGGUCAGUGAUGUGCUCCAGAGGAAAACUGGGACUAAUCAUGAGCCUUUCUUUGUGGUACUGUGCAAUGGAAAACAAUCAAAAGAUCCAAGUGCCUCAAACAUUUGCACAGAACAACACUUGCUAUCAUUGCAGCACUUUGAUUGCUUCUAAGUCUAUGAUUAUAACUUUUAUCUAAGCAACUCAGAUUCUAUCAAAUCACAUACUCAAAUCACAAUCUCAUUCAUUUUUAUUGAUGUAGCGCCAAAUCACAACAACAUUCGGCUCAAGGUACUUUGUACUGUAAGUUAACACCCCACGUUAAUACAGAGAAAACCCAACAAUCAAAUGACCCUCUUUGAGCAAGCACUUGGUGACAGUGAGAAGGAAAAACUCCCUUUUAACAGGAAGAAAUAUCCAUCAUGCAAACCC
Messenger RNA from Neolamprologus brichardi, 4250 nucleotides. The record is from RefSeq and is a predicted model, not a curated record. Lineage: Eukaryota; Metazoa; Chordata; Actinopteri; Cichliformes; Cichlidae.